This is a messenger RNA of Cladophialophora psammophila CBS 110553, 390 nucleotides long. RefSeq lists its product as uncharacterized. The transcript has 2 exons. Lineage: Eukaryota; Fungi; Ascomycota; Eurotiomycetes; Chaetothyriales; Herpotrichiellaceae. Gene Ontology annotation, molecular function: zinc ion binding. Bases 1 to 390 code for a protein of 129 amino acids. The record is from RefSeq and is a predicted model, not a curated record.
AUGGCCAACGCGCACAUCGCCCCCAGCCCCAUGCAACAGCCGCACCAGGAGUACCCCGAGAAGGUCUAUGGUCAUCCCCAGAUGCCUCCUCAACAACGUUCAGCGUCGUCUCAGUUCCGCCAGGCCGUAGCGAUCCCCAAUCUCGGCAUGUCGCCUGCCCCAGUAGACUGUCCGGCCUGCGGUCAGCGGAGCAUGACCAAUGUCAGUUACCACACGGGGAACACCACACAUGUCUGGGCUGGAGUCGCCUGCUGUUUGACCGGUCUUCUCUGCUUCGUUCCGUACCUCAUGAACUCGUUGAAGGACGUGCAGCAUCGGUGUGGAAGUUGCGGAGUGCUGCUGGCGACCUGGCACAAGAGCGGAGUGGUGGAAGUUCACAUGCACGGUUGA